Molecule: messenger RNA, 814 nt
Organism: Hevea brasiliensis (rubber tree)
Lineage: Eukaryota; Viridiplantae; Streptophyta; Magnoliopsida; Malpighiales; Euphorbiaceae
Exons: 3
Coding region: 22-669 (215 amino acids)
Source: RefSeq, a predicted model, not a curated record
CACAAUCUAGGACCAAACUGGAUGAAAGCAGAGGUGUGGAAUGAGCUUGUUGCUUAUUGGAGUUCUCCAGAGUGGCGAAAGAAGUCACAAUCUGCUAAGAUUAAUAGAAUGACAGUAAAAGAUGGGUCAAUUACAAAACAUGCUUGUGGUUCAAUCAAAAUUGAGAUUCAUGAGGAUCGAUUGACAAAGAAGUUAGGUAGGCCACCAAAUAAGAUUGAAGUAUUUCGAGCAACUCACACCAAAAAGGGUGCUGAUGGUGUAUUCAUUGAUGGCAAAUCACAACGGGUCGAUGAAGAUUAUGCAAGUGCAAUUGUGGAGAAAUAUGGUUCUAAUUCUGAAUCCCCACCAAUAUUUGAUAUGGAUAAGUGGAUAGAAGUAUCUGGAGGGUUUAAUAAAGGAAGGGUGUAUGGUUUUGGGUCUUCUGCAAAAUCUCAAACAAGUGGAUCAUCUACCUCUCAAUCAUGCACAUCUGCUUAUCCUGGGUCAUCUUCUCAGCCUGCGAUGACACAAGAGGAAAUUCAACAACUUAUAGAUGAAAAAGCAUCACAAAUGAGGGCAGAGAUGAUGGCUGAAAUACUUGAUCAGGUGCGAAAGGAGUUAAAGACCACAGGUGGUACUCAGUUUGCAACAUCUUCACAUCCAACCACUUCAGACUCUACAAAUCCAUAGGAUAAUCUAGAUAAUUGAUGAUGUUAUUUAUGUUUCUGUUUAAAGAUAUUAUUAUGUGUGGAAUAUUAAUAGUAUUUUUUCUGAAUAUGAUUGUAUUUUAACUUACAUUUUAUUAAUUUAACUACUUUGUAUGGAUUAUUUUACA